Molecule: messenger RNA, 1282 nt
Organism: Passer domesticus (house sparrow)
Lineage: Eukaryota; Metazoa; Chordata; Aves; Passeriformes; Passeridae
Gene: FAM237A
Product: family with sequence similarity 237 member A
Exons: 3
Coding region: 4-567 (187 amino acids)
Source: RefSeq, a predicted model, not a curated record
AUAAUGGAUCCUGGAAGCAGAGGAAGAAUCCACUGUACCAUGAGACUCACGUGCUCUCUCCUACUCAUGGCAGUGUUCUGUGUGACACCUUUCCUCUGCCACAGUCAAAUUGAUCCACUGGCUCUUGGGCGGGCAGACCCACAGUGCUGGGAAUCCUCCUCAGCUGUUUUACUGGAGAUGAGGAAGCCUCGCAUUUCUGACUCUGUCGGUGGUUUUUGGGACUUCAUGAUCUUUCUGAAAUCCUCAGAGAACUUGAAACAUGGGGCUUUGUUCUGGGACCUGGCUCAGCUCUUCUGGGAUAUCUAUGUGGACUGUGUGCUCUCCAGAACCCACGGGCUGGGGAGAAGGCAGCUCUCAGAAGCUGUCACAGGCCCGAAGACAGCUACUCUACAUUCUCAGUUCACAGGGAGAAACCAAGGGACAUUUUCUCAUAUUCAGAGGCCACCAGUUCUGAAGAAGAAAGACUCAUUUGAAGAUUUAAUAAGUAUCCAUAUACAUAAAAGUAGAUCUAUAUUACUUGGAAGAAUCAUUGGAGAGCUAGGAAAAAAGAGGAAAUUACACAUUUAGUCUAAGAUUUUGAUUUGUAGAUAAUUUUAAACUAUUUAUCUUUAUUUUUAUAUUUUAAUCCCCAUUGAUGUCAAUUUAUGUGGUGGAAGAAGGCAUGUAACCUCGAGUACUACAUCUCUGAUUAACUCGGACUUAUGGGUUUUCUUAAUUACCCAUUAAUUUAGUCUCCUUACUAAACUGCAUGAUUUAUAAGCAGUUGUCUACUUUAAUCUGUGUGUAUAUCAGGCUUUUUGUAAUACAUGUGAUCUGUUCAAACUAUUGUCUUUUGGGUGCCAAAACAGGAAAUAACUGAUCCUUCAAUAAAACAUAGACAAGCAGAGAAGGAAGUUGUCAAAAAACCUCCACUGUCUCCAAGACAGGAUUAGAGAAGAGAUGGUGAUAUUUGGUUGUAUGCAGAGCUGUGCACUUGUACAGAGCAACCCCUGCUCAGAGAUAUCAUCCUACUGAAGAAAAAUGGAAAAAGCGUUUUCCUUGUUGCUGGCAUCAACAAGAAAUACAGCAGCAUUCCAAGGAAGUAACUCAGCCAUGGGAUAUCAACAGCUAAAGAGAGAGAAAUGGGCAACCAUUUGCACUGCUGAAGAAGUCACAGCAUGGGAGCUGGAAAUCACCAACAGAAAAGGAAUAUAGCUCUCCACAAUGUUCCAGGUGAAGUCAGCAAAUGCAGAAACCUGUCAUGCUGUGUUAUUACAGACAACAUCUGAAACACUUUAAAGAG